AUGAAAGAACCAUUGCUGAUAUAUUUCACUGGGCCAGCUGGGAGUGGUAAAACGUUUGUUAUAAAAGCACUCAUGGAGAUUUAUAACAGAUUUUCUGACACGGAUGGAAUUUUCAACGCGUACAUAGCCUGUGCUUCGACUGGAAAAGCUGCUUCAGCUAUAGGUGGAACAACGGUGCAUAAUGCUUUAAGCAUAUCACUAUCAAGGCUAUUACCACUAAACAUUGAAAAAGCUCAACAAUACAGAGCAUUAUUUCAGUUCAUUAAAGUUCUUAUUAUCGACGAAGUAAGCAUGGUUUCAGCAGAGUUAUUGGAACAAAUUGAUGCUCGUUUAAAGCAAAUAACUGGUUUAUUUACAAAAGCUUUUGGUGGAUUGGACGUAUUUCUUAUUGGAGAUUUGCGCAAAUUACCACCUGUAAAAGCCACGCCUAUCUUUAAGCAAAUAAAAAAAAAUUACUGGUGA
This is a messenger RNA of Macrosiphum euphorbiae (potato aphid), 462 nucleotides long. Lineage: Eukaryota; Metazoa; Arthropoda; Insecta; Hemiptera; Aphididae. The record is from the annotation of a GenBank genome assembly.